CUUUUCAAACACUUUGAGUGACUUUUUCUUGAGUUUAGAAAAGUUUGAAACAAAAGUUUUGUUUGAAAUUUUGUCCGUAAAUAUUGACUCAACUUUUGUUUGAAUGAGCGUGUUUACUCCAUAAAAGAGAGGAAUAAUGAGCUGUGAAUUGAAUUUGAAAAUUUCUGGCCUUAAAUGCAAUUCUUGUGUCAAUAAACUGAAGUCUGCGGUCCAACCCAUCGAUGGUAUCGACAAUAUAUCGGUAGAUCUGACCACUGGUAACACAAGAAUCGCAUUUAACUCACGAGUGAUCGACGAGAAUAGGAUUCUCGAUGUCGUCAACAAUGAUAGCCAAUUGAAGAUCACGUGUGAAGUGUUGGGAACAACCGUUAGAACCAGUUCUAAGAAUUGUCGCCGAAAUCAGAUGAACAACAAAAACGACUCAAUGAAUGACAGAAAGGCGAAGAGGGCUUUGUUGCUGAGCCACGAGCCACACGACGGACCCGUUAAGUGCUAUCUACGGAUCCGAGGCAUGACCUGCGCCUCGUGUGUGGCCGGCAUUGAGAAACACUUAAUGAGCGGUAAAUUUCCGGGCAUUAAAAGCGCUUUAGUGGCACUCAUGGCACAGAAGGGAGAGUUUGAAUACAACCCAAAGUUGAUAACACCGGCGAAGAUCGCCGAUAUUGUCUCCGAUAUGGGAUACGACGUGACGGUUCUCGAGACACAAACCGCGCAAUCGCUUCACGACAUAAAACUACAUAUUCUUGGAGUGGAUUCGGCGACGGAUAUGACUUUAAUCGAAAAAGAGAUACAAAGACAGAUCGGUGUCCGCGAAGUGGAGACAACGUUUGACACGCAAAGAGUAAAAGUGAUUUACGACCCGCAAGUGGUCGGACCGCGAGAUAUAAUCAAAUGCAUAGAAGCUCUUCAGCGGGGGUUUACGGCAUAUCCGGUGAGCGAAUCGGCCGGCAGUUCGGCCGACGACGCCAUGUUGGAGGAGAUCCGGAAGUGGAGGAAUAGUUUCCUGUUUUCGUUGUUGUUUGGAGUGCCGACAAUGUUUGUCAUGUUAUUCUUCAUGUACGCAAUGCCGGCCAUUCAGGGCUCACACGAAUACAUGUGUUGCCUAAUAUCGGGCCUGUCGUUGGAGAACCUGAUACUCUUCGUACUGUCGACACCCGUCCAGUUCAUCGGUGGCCGACAUUUCUACGUUCAGGCCUACAAAGCCCUCUCACAUAAAACGGCAAACAUGGAUGUGUUGAUUAUGUUGGCCACGACUAUAGCCUACUUCUAUAGUCUGGGUAUUUUGCUGUAUUACAUGAUCCGUGGCUUCAACGCCAGUCCCCUCACGUUCUUCGACACACCGCCGAUGCUUCUGGUGUUCAUAUCGUUGGGCCGUUGGCUCGAGUGUAAGGCCAAG
Messenger RNA from Medioppia subpectinata, 1396 nucleotides. The record is from the annotation of a GenBank genome assembly. Lineage: Eukaryota; Metazoa; Arthropoda; Arachnida; Sarcoptiformes; Oppiidae.